AAAUGAUGAAUUUCUAGAUCCACAAUUUACAAAAUGCUAGUUAUUAACAACAUGAAUACUCUACCCAAUUAGAUCUUAGUAUGACCAACAUCUGAAUGUAAAAUCUCUGAUGCAAAGCGACAAAAAAGAACGUAGCGGGGAGAUCAACAAUUUAUCGAAAACAUACAUAUGCGAGAACGUGUGAAAAGGGAACGUAGAGCGAGAAGCUUUUAUAUUUUUAUUUGUAUUUGUUGAAAUAUAUCGUUUGUAGCAUUUAAUAAAUAUUCUGUAUACAUUUGUAUCACAGCCCGAAACAUGUCCAAUAAAUUCGAGGCUACUUGCAGAUUAAAAGGCAAUGAAGAUAGUGGAGAUGACGAAACACAGUCAAAAGAUAAUCAAAAGGUUGAGAAAGAUUCAGUACCUCGUAUAGAAAUUAAUCCAAAUGAGCACAAAUUACAAUAUGCAUAUGCAUUAUGGUAUAGUCGACGCAGUCCUGGUAAACAACCAAGCAUACAAAGCUACGAUCAAAAUUUAAAAUUGGUCGGUAGGUUUGCAAGUGUAGAGCAAUUUUGGAGUCUUUAUAGUCAUUUGCUACGGCCAUCAGAAUUGACAACACAUACAGACUUUCAUCUUUUCAAAGUUGGCAUAAAACCAAUGUGGGAAGAUGAGGCAAAUCAGAAAGGUGGUAAAUGGAUAGUACGAUUACGAAAAGGUUUAGUGUCCAGAUGUUGGGAAAAUCUUAUUUUAGCUAUGUUAGGAGAGCAGUUUAUGGUUGGAGAAGAAAUAUGUGGAGCUGUAGUAUCUAUAAGGUUUCAAGAGGACAUAAUCUGUGUAUGGAAUAAAACUGCAUCAGAUUACGCGACAACAGCGCGUAUUAGAGAGACAUUGAGGAGAGUAUUGAAUCUUCCAGCUAGUGCCUCUAUGGAGUACAAAACCCAUAAUGAAAGUUUAAAACAUGUUCAUCGGCUCUAAAAGCAUGUGAUGGUUACUCAAAAACUUGAGUUUUUCAUGGUGGACUUUCAACAAACCGAUACUUGUGAGAAGAUGAUAUUUCUUAGGAGAAAAAUAUUUUACAACUAAAGGAUUUGAAUGAACAUCUUAUUCGGUAAUACAUUUUAUUCACAAGUGUCUUGUAACUUAUGUAAAUAAUAAAUACAUGUUGAUAAUAAAAAAAAUUCUUAUUUCCAAAAGAUACAAAUUUAUCACAACUUUUGGUAAAAUUAUAGUAUAUGUAUAAUAUAUAUAUCAUUAAAAUUAAAACAUCAUUUUGUUUUAAAUAUUUUUAUUUAAGGGUACUUAAAACUCGAAAUCCAUUUUACACAAUAUAUUUAUACAUUUGUACAUGAGAUCAUAUUUCUGUAGAAUGCAUAAGUAAUUAUAAGUGACAUGUUUAUGUAUAAUGCUUCUAUACAGGAAGCAUUUCAACUGAAACGAGAUAUUAAUUUUUGUGUAAAUAUUCUGUAUUUUUUGUAUUUUAAUUUGAAAUAUAUAAAAAGACAAUA
This is a messenger RNA of Hylaeus anthracinus, 1481 nucleotides long. It is a transcript of the gene eIF4EHP, whose product is annotated as eukaryotic translation initiation factor 4E type 2. The coding region runs from base 295 to 951 and encodes 218 amino acids. Gene Ontology annotation, molecular function: translation initiation factor activity; RNA 7-methylguanosine cap binding. The transcript is spliced from 6 exons. NCBI's taxonomy places the organism in Eukaryota, Metazoa, Arthropoda, Insecta, Hymenoptera, Colletidae. Gene Ontology annotation, cellular component: eukaryotic translation initiation factor 4F complex; cytoplasm. The record is from RefSeq and is a predicted model, not a curated record. Gene Ontology annotation, biological process: translational initiation.